Molecule: messenger RNA, 201 nt
Organism: Haemonchus placei
Lineage: Eukaryota; Metazoa; Nematoda; Chromadorea; Rhabditida; Trichostrongylidae
Source: the annotation of a GenBank genome assembly
AUGGACCAGUCGGAUACUUUUGGAAAGUUGUUACCGCGCAAGCCGUGCGUGGAUAAAGCGGCGGAGACGAAAGCAGGCGAAAGGUUCUGUGAAUACAUGCAAAAACCUCAAGCAGCCGACAAUGAGCCUCCAUGCAUAACCCCAAACUAUCACGCGAUUGCGAAGGAGUACUGCGCUAAGUCGUGUGGUCUUUGUGAGUGA